Molecule: messenger RNA, 1166 nt
Organism: Punica granatum (pomegranate)
Lineage: Eukaryota; Viridiplantae; Streptophyta; Magnoliopsida; Myrtales; Lythraceae
Source: RefSeq, a predicted model, not a curated record
UAAGUCCUUUUAUCCGGUUUUCCCAAACUUCUGUGUGCCUGUCAUCUCUAUUACAAGCUUUUUCGAAACUCUUUAGGCCAUAAUUGAUUUCAUCCUUGCAGGAAUUAACUAAGAGUCGAAAAUUGUAGUUUACGUGUUGAUCUACUUGCUCUACCGACCUACGGUUUGUGCCUAUCUACUUGUAUAUGUUGGCGCCGCAGGUAUGAUGAAUAAUCGGAAAAGUGAUGAUGGAUUUGAAAUGGCCAGCAUGAGCAACCGCGUUCUGGAACUCACAGUCAUUUCGGGAGAAGACCUUCGGAUCAAGGGAAAACCAAUCAGGAACAACGCGUAUGCAAUCAUAAAAACCAACAACGUCCCCAACGCGACCACGAAAGUCGACCAGGAAGGCGGAAGCUACCCUUACUGGGAUGAGAAGCUCCUCGUGGACCUGCCCCUCCGCACGUUCUUCAUCACAGUUGAGGUCCGCCGGAGAACAUCCUCUGGAGUGGGGCAGCUCAUUGGGGCAGCAAGCAUCCCGGUUUCGGACUUCAUCGGAGGCUACACGCCAGAGAACUACCUGCACUUCCUGAGUUACCGGCUGAGGGACGCAGUUGGAGAGAGAAACGGGAUCGUGAAUGUGUCGGUGAGGGUGAAGUCACCGGCGCCUUACGGGUGUUCUACGGCAUCAGCGACACAGCCAGAGAUGGGCAUUCAAUCAGUGGAUCCAGGAGAUGGCCGUGCAGGCGGGACAGUAGUGACCGGUAUGCCCGUAUGUUUUCCUCACGCAUGCAGAUCUAGAUAAUUAUUGCAAUUGUCAAAGCUAGAUGAGUAGCCGAUGUAGAAUUUUCUUUUUGCCCAGAAAAUAACAAUAAUGAAGUGAAGGAUGAUAAGAAUUUUUUGAAAUGGUAAGGAUUCUUCACAUAAAUGAAUUAGAAAUUUAAUUUAUAUGUCGAACUUGUUUUUGGAUAAGCCAGUUAUGAUCUUCCCCAAAACUUCGCAGUUUGUUUUAUUCACAUACAUAUUGAUAUAUAUAUAUAUAUAUAUAUGUAUAUCUUCAAUUUACCAUAUUUUCGCAAGGAAUUUACAGCCCAUAGGAUAUGUGUUGCUUGUUUUUGGACUAUACAAAACAAAGAAAGGCAUGAAACUUUUUAGGAAGGCCGAAAACAAAUAACAAAAGGUUGGAAUGA